Molecule: messenger RNA, 2883 nt
Organism: Purpureocillium lilacinum
Lineage: Eukaryota; Fungi; Ascomycota; Sordariomycetes; Hypocreales; Ophiocordycipitaceae
Product: leucyl-tRNA synthetase, mitochondrial
Biological process (GO): mitochondrial translation; leucyl-tRNA aminoacylation
Cellular component (GO): mitochondrion
Molecular function (GO): ATP binding; aminoacyl-tRNA deacylase activity; leucine-tRNA ligase activity
Source: RefSeq, a predicted model, not a curated record
AUGCAGCUGCUGUACGCAAGGCAGGUGAGCUGCAGAGGGGCAGCUGGCUUGUCCCUCUGCGCUGCGCAACGAACCGCAACCCUCGCCAGUCACACCCUGGGGACCUCGCGCCGGAGCCAACCGACUUCGGCCUCGCUGGCCCGACGCUGGUAUGCCGUCGACCUCAGGGCCUUGGACGGCAAGUGGCGGCAGGCAUGGAAAACCUCGGACGACGCGCCCCGGACGAGCGCGACCGAUGGGGCCAAGGACAAGUUUGUCCUGCCCAUGUUCCCGUACCCGUCUGGCACGCUCCACCUCGGCCACCUACGAGUCUACACCAUUGCGGACGUCGUCGCCCGAUACCACAGACUCAAGGGAGAGAAUGUGCUCUUGCCAAUGGGCUGGGAUGCUUUCGGCCUGCCUGCCGAAAACGCUGCCCUCGAGCGCGGCAUACCUCCAGACGAAUGGACCACGACCAACAUUGCCAAGAUGAAGGAGCAGAUGGCGCUGAUGAAUGGUAGCUGGAACUGGGAUCGCGAGCUGACGACAUGCGAUCCGAGUUUCUACAAACACACCCAAAAGCUGUUUCUGAUGCUGCACGAGCGCGGGCUCGCGUACCAGGAAGAGGCCGAGGUCAACUACGACCCCGUCGACAAGACCGUCCUCGCAAACGAGCAGGUCGAUGCCAACGGCUACUCUUGGAGGUCCGGCGCUAAGGUCGAGAAGAAGAAGCUCAAGCAGUGGUUCUUUCGCAUCUCCGAGUUUCGCGAGGCCCUCCUCAACGAUCUCGAGCAGCUGGCCAAGGACAAUGCCUGGCCCGAGCGCGUUCUGUCGCAGCAAAAGAAUUGGCUCGGCAAGUCUGCGGGAGCCGCCAUCAAGUUCCCCGUCAUGACGUUUGGCACAGACGUUGGCGCCGCCAUUGAGGUGUUCACCACGCGACCAGAUACGCUCUUCGGGGUCCAGUAUAUUGCUCUGUCGGCCUCACACCCGGUCGUCCAGCAGCUGGCAACAAGUGACGCUGAGCUCCAGGCAUUCCUCGACACCCUCCCCGGACUGCCCCCGGACUCCAAGCUCGGCUACAUGCUGCCCAAACUCCGGGCCAUCAACCCCCUCGCCUACCACGACGAGACUCCGGACGCGACAAAAGCUUCAAUCCCCAUUUAUGUUGCACCUUAUGUCCUUGGCGACUACGGUGAAGGUGCCGUCAUGGGCGUACCGGGACACGACGUGCGGGACCAUUCCUUCUGGAAAACACAUCACGCCGAAGAGCCCGUGCGGUUCGUCCUGACCGCGUCAGAGGACGAGUCGACCACGGCUCUGGACAAGGGGCCGUUUGUCGAGCACGGCUUCAUGACCGAGCACAGCGGCUUGUUCAAGGGCAAGCCGUCUGCGCAGGCUGGGGAGAUGAUUGUUCGCAUUCUCGAGGCAUCGGAACUUGCCAAGCCUGUCGAGAAAUGGCGCCUCAGGGAUUGGCUCAUCAGCCGCCAGAGGUACUGGGGGGCACCGAUUCCCAUUGUCCACUGUGACUCUUGCGGCGCCGUGCCGGUCCCUGAUGAGGAGCUGCCUGUCAAGCUGCCCGAGGUGGACCAGUAUUGGGCCGACGGGAAAACAGGCAAUGCGCUGGAGUCGUCUCCCGACUUUGUCAACACGACCUGCCCCAGCUGCAAGGGCCCUGCUCGCAGGGACACUGACACCAUGGACACGUUUGUCGACUCCAGCUGGUACUACGCCAGGUUCGCCGAUCCUCAGAAUGCCGGGCAGCUGUUUUCGCCAGACGCCGGCAAACAUCUCCCGGUCGACAUUUACAUUGGCGGCAUUGAGCAUGCGAUCCUCCACCUCCUGUACGCCCGCUUCAUCUACAAGUUUCUUGCCUCUACGCCACUGCUGCCGCAGUACACGGACGAUGCGAGCUUGUCGGCGGAGCCUUUCAAGCGCCUGAUCACGCAGGGCAUGGUGCAUGGCAGAACGUACAUAAACCCGGAGAACGGCAAGUUCUUGAAGCCGGAUGAGGUCGAUCUGUCCGACGCCGCGGCACCCAAGGUUGUUGCCACAGGGGCGCCGGCCACAGUUGCGUACGAAAAGAUGUCCAAGUCCAAGCACAAUGGCGUGGACCCGACCGACUUUAUCUCGCGAUACGGCGCGGAUGCCACGCGGGCUCAUAUGCUCUUCCAAGCCCCCGUUGGCGACGUGCUCAACUGGGACGAAGCCAAGAUCACUGGCGUUACGCGGUGGCUACAGCGGCUACACGACCAUGUGGCUGCGGCGGCCAGCCUACCCGAGGAGUCCAUGUCCGCAAAGAGCUAUCUGGAGGCCAAGUUUGCAACCAUCGGCUCCAUGGACUCGAAGGCUCUGAGCCAGUGGGACGCCGAGGUGACGUUGUGGCGCCAAGUGCAGCAGACCAUUGAGUCUGUACGACGUUCGUACGAGGACAUUUACUCCUUGAACACGAUCAUUUCGGACCUCAUGAGUCUCACGAAUGCGCUGAGCAGCAGCGACGCAGCUGGUGCCGUCAUCAAGCGCGAGGCUGCCGGUGUGCUGGCUCGGCUGGCGGCGCCGGCCACGCCCGCGUUCGCGGAGGAGUGCUGGAGCAUGCUGCAUCCGUCCGCGGGCUCCAUCUUCAAGACGGCGUCGUUCCCCGUCGAGGACGGCACGCUCGCAACGGCCAUGCUGCAGCCCCGACAGCAGGAGUGUGCCGUGCAGAUCAACGGCAAGAUGCGCGGCGUCGUGGAAAUUCCACCGCCGCCGGCCGGCCUGCAGGCGGACGCGCUGCGGGACUGGAUGGUGAGCGCGAUCCUCGAGACGCAGCUGGGCAGGGAGAGGUUUGGCGAGGGCAAGUACGACUUGAGCAAGGCCAAGAGGGCGAUUCCCGUCAGGGGCGGCAAGGUCAUCAACUUUGUCAUGUAG